Molecule: messenger RNA, 1302 nt
Organism: Arabidopsis arenosa
Lineage: Eukaryota; Viridiplantae; Streptophyta; Magnoliopsida; Brassicales; Brassicaceae
Source: the annotation of a GenBank genome assembly
GACGACUUCAUUAGUUGCUUUAUAAUCUUUCCAUGGAACCUAAGAACUUUCUUUGCAAAAAAUUCAAAAAGAAGGAAAGAAGAACUUAGCUUCCUUAAUUUUGCCUUUCUCCUAAUCAUGACGCACGACGUGUUCCUGAAUUUCCGAGGAAAGGAGAUGCGCAAAACUUUUGUGAGCCAUCUUCUUAGCUCGUUCACGACCAAAAACAUCACAAGUUUCAUAGUCUCUGAUCCUUUCGAGGACCCGGAUCUGAAGGCUAUGGAACAGUCGCUAGUUGCGAUCCCCGUGAUAUCAAAGAACUACGUGAUUUCUGACUUGUGGAUGGAUGAUUUGAGAAAGAUAAUAGAGUGUGAGAAGAUAGGAACUUUGACGGCAAUUCCUAUAUUCUUCCAAGUUAGUCCUUUGGACAUCUUACACGUAACAGAAAAAUAUGCGGACACGCAGGAUGAGACUUUGGAGAUGGUGAAGAAGUGGUUGUACGCUCAGGUGUCCCGUAAACCUAGCUUCCAUUCCAAUGACUGGGACGACGACUCCGAGCUGGUGGAUAAAAUUACGAGUUUCAUUUCUGAUACCCUGGAAUCUUCCACAUCAAGCUAUCAAAGUACUGGUUUAAGUCCGGCUCCGAGUUUGAAGCUAGAAAGUGCGUUCAGGGUAAGCAAGUUUAUGCACUGGAGAUCGUUGUCGCUACCAAGCUCAGCUUUUACACCGAUCUCACUGUCUACAUUCAGUCAAUUCCCCCUCCUAGACAUGAAUGGUAGCCUAGAAAAUCUGCGCAAUAUAAUAUUGCGCGCAAAGUCUAGAGCAAUUGGUAUUUGUGGAAUGGAAGGAGUUGGGAAGACAACUCUUGCUAGGCACCUUUACGAGGAGAUGGCACCACGAUUUCAGCACCAUAUAUAUAUAAAGAAUGUCAUUAACAGGUCCCAGUGCCCAUUCAGUUUACUAGAUAUGCUUGCUAGUGAAACUUUCAAGGAAAGUAGCUUCCGCGGGAGCUCUGAUAGUGCCAUCAGAGAAAUGAUCGGGCACCGGAAGGUUCUGCUUGUUGCUGAUGGUGUUGAUGACAUUAAGCAGCUUAAAGCAUCACGUGAUAACUACGCUUCAGAGGUUAAGAGUUACAUCGGAGCAGAUGACUAUGCACCGAGACGUCCGAUCAAAGUGGAUCGACACAUUGGAGUGGAUGAAGCAAAUUGUUUCCCGUUAUAUUGCUUGGCUCUUGAAUGAUCAUUGUUCAUGUGUCGACUUCACUUGGAUUGUUUGAAAAGUAAUGUUGUGCAAAUAGUGGUUGAAUAAGACGAACAAGGACAU